Molecule: messenger RNA, 342 nt
Organism: Clunio marinus
Lineage: Eukaryota; Metazoa; Arthropoda; Insecta; Diptera; Chironomidae
Source: the annotation of a GenBank genome assembly
AUGUUACGUCUAAUCUCGAAAUUUUUACUCAGCUUGAAUACGCACACCAAGGGUGGAAAAUCUGGAAGUUACCUUUAUUCUCAUUCAACCCUCUCGACGAGUGUAGAUUUAUUCUUUUGCCAACUGUUAAAAUUCACAACGUUAGAUAUGCCAAAACAAUGGCAAAUGUUUCUUCUGAAACAAUUUGCUGUCUUCGCCAAGACAGAAAAUAUUCGACAAUAUGAAGAAGAAACAAUUUCCGAAUGCUCUUAUUCAUGUUCAAGUGACAAUGAAAAAUAUCCUCGUUGCAAUAUCAUAAGCGAACAUAAUUUAACACCUUUUAUUCGAGUUCCUGUAGUGUGA